CUAAAACGCUGCAUACUGAAAAGUGCAUAAGGAUAUACAGAGAUAUAUUAACACGAGCAGAUUAUAUUUUGAAGGCGCACACGGACACUUGUAUCAUCUUAAUACACACAGACAGUGUUGGAUGAGCUGCAUACCGUAUUGGAGAGAAGAGUCUCGGCUUGGUCGACCUUAAAAACAGCGCUCCGUCCCGGCUGGACUCCGUCUAAAGUCCUGCGGUGAUCCAGAGGCUGCGAGGCAAGUUGGUGCGGAGUGGGCUCGGGUUCUGCAGGGGGAGAAGUCGUAACAACAGCUGCACGCAGGGCAGCCGCAAGUGUCGUCUCAGCAAUUAAUUGGCUGGAAAGAGGAUUCAGUCUACGCCAAAAUAUUGUGAGCGUGUCUCAUCCCUGCGUGUGAAAAUCAAAGGUGGUAAAAAUGAUCAGUGACUUACCAGUGAUUUGUGGGUGGGGUCGUGACGUCGGCGAGUUGAACAAUCUGUCCUCGUGCGGAUGACGCAACAACGUCCUGUCUCGUGCGUCCUUUGGUAAUUUACGACAGCCCACUUUACUAGUGUGCGCACACUUUGAGCUCCAGACACGUCCCCAAUACAGAGUCAGCCUUCUUCAUCAGUGUAUUGAGUUUCUUUGAGUCACUGACUGAUGCUGCAGAUGAAACUGAACCCUUCUCCCGCAUGGAUCUAGAAGACAAGCAACAUCCUGCUGCCAGUAUUGAAGGACCUAAACUUCCUCAAGAAGUACAGCCUGCUCUGUCACCUCUUGUAGACAGGCUCAGCUGCAUCUGCAGGUGUCUGUAGUCCUCCACCACAGCCACUUCUCCCAAUGGCUUCAACCCAGCUGUGUGGGAUGCUGGUGUACGGGCUGCUGCUGCACACUGUACCCACACAGGGAGCUGCAGCUGAGGUAAAAAGAAAACCCAACUUCAUCAUCAUACUGGCAGACGAUAUAGGCUGGGGUGACCUGGAUGCUAACCAACCUGAGAAGAAGGCAAACAACACGCCUCACCUGAACAUUAUGGGCGAGCAAGGAUUGAGAUUGACAGACUUCCACUCCCCUGCCUCCACUUGCUCUCCAUCCCGUGCAGCUAUCCUGACGGGCCGUUAUGGCCUCAGAAACGGGGUGACUCAUAACUUUGCAGUAAAUUCUGUGGCUGGUCUGCCUCUCACCGAAGUCACCUUGCCCCGGCUGCUGCAGGAGGCGGGAUAUUACACGGCGAUGGUCGGGAAGUGGCAUCUCGGGCACAAUGGACCGUAUAGUCCAACAAGUAGAGGUUUUGACUAUUACUUGGGUAUUCCCUAUAGUAAUGACAUGGGCUGUACUGACAGACCAGGAUAUAACAUCCCCCCGUGCCUGCCCUGUGUCUCAGCCAGACCUGAGGUUAUCAGAUUGAGGAGAAGUGAGCACCCAGGGUGUUACUCCAAAGUUGGCCUUCCUCUGAUUGAAAACAGCAGUAUUGUGGAGCAGCCGCUAAACCUGUGGACGCUAACAGAACGGUACAAGUCUGCUGCACUCAGGAUCAUAAACAAUGCAAGGGCUCGAGGACAGCCGUAUCUGCUCUACAUAGCAGCGGCUCAUAUGCACGUCCCAUUGGCCCCUCCACCCUCCUCAGAAGCCCCUUCAGCUGCUCACCAGCGCAGUGAUGGAGUCUAUGCUGCCACGCUACGAGAGCUGGACUCGCUGAUCGGGACAAUAAAAGCCGCCUCCGAUGGCACAGAUGGAAAUAAUACUCUCAUCUGGUUCACUGGUGACAAUGGACCUUGGGAACAGAAGUGCCAGUAUGCAGGAAGUGUUGGGCCUUUCCAAGGAAAAUGGCAGACCAACAAAGGUGGAGGUUCAGCUAAACGCACCACCUGGGAAGGAGGUCACAGGGUCCCAACAGUGGUUUACUGGCCUGGGAGGAUACCUGCAAACACCACCAGCUCAGCCCUGCUCAGUGGUAUGGACAUCUUCCCGACCGUUCUUUCCCUGGCAGGCGUAACACCCCCCUCCGACAGACGUUACGAUGGCAUUGAUGCCACAAAUAUUCUCUUGCAUAAUGAACACACUGGACGUGAGUUUCUCUUCCACCCCAAUAGUGGUGCUGCUGGGAUGUUUGGGGACUUGCAGACUGUUCGGGCUGGGAAAUACAAAGCUUUCUACAUCACAGGUGCAGCAACCGCAUGUGGUGGUGGUACAGGACAGCCGCAGCUCCAUGACCCAGCGCUAAUAUUUGAUCUGGACCGAGAAAAAGCUGAGGAAACACCCCUGCAGGUCCAGUCACCUGAAUACCAGGCAGUCUUGCAGAAGAUCGAUCGAAGGAGGGAAGAGCUAUUUUGGGACAUCACCACUGAUAAUUCGGUCUCCACCGCAGACUACAGAACAGAAGAGUCGGCGGCACCGUGCUGCGAUCAAAGACGCGUUGUCUGUCGAUGCAACACUGUGGGCUGAGCGGUAAAUGACACGUAUGUAGACGCAUGUAGUCACAGAGGUGAGCAAACAAAUGUGGAAAACAUCUCUUUUGGAUGUGUGCAGGUUUUGUUUGUGAAGUUCAAUGUCUACAUGCAGCAGAUGUGUAAACAAGAAGGAAGGUCAAAGUUAAGCAGAUGUGAUCAGAUUUCUCUGGAUGCAUUUAACUUAAGCAGAGAACACAUUUCAGUGUGUUUUUUAAGAUAUAUACAACAAAUAAAAAUGAUUACUAUUAUUACUAUUACUUGUUACUUAAUGCAAAAUCCUAUGGUAUACUAAUCCAUCUGUAACACCACAUUGUUUAUGUGUGGAUGUUUUUUGCAAUGUAAAUCAAAACACAUGAUUUGUUCACAAUUCAGGAUUCAGAGAACGAACUUCCUGCAAAGGAAAGUGCUUGUUAUUUUAUAGAUAUUUGAUAAGAUUCAAUACAGUAUUAAAACAUUUACGGCAUGAACAGUUUGAGUCGAGGUUUUGAAAAAAUCAAAGCAACUCAUUGUAGUGGUUCAACCAUUUUUUUUCUUUAGAUUUAUUGGGUCCAAAUUUCCCACACUGAACAAUGAAGUGCAGCUUAAAGGGUGUCCAAACAUCGCCAUCUUUUGGCAAAUCAUGAUUUUACUUGGCUAAGUACUACAGCAGUACCACAUAGAAAUGUUAUAUAUACAUUAUACUUACAGUAAAAAUCAUCAAUAUAUAUUUACGUAUAGUACGUCUAAGUGUUGUGUAGUAUUUUUGCAAAAAGAAUAUUUAAUACAUCAAUGUAAAAAUAACUAUGACUUACAAGUUAACAUAUUCAGCAUCAUGUGUAAAUAAAAAGGUCUUCAGAAAAUCACUGAAUAUAAAAGAUGUGAAACGUUUCCAUGUGCAAUUUGUCAUCAACCCUUUCACAUUUAGCCAUCGAUCGUCUUACAGAGUCAUCUCUUCCGGACAUCUUAUCAGGUUAUGUUUUCAUACGAUGAUCUAACGCUACCAAAAUUAGCAUCGUAGCUGCAUUUUUAAGUAACAUGAUACAGCAUGUGUCAUGAUUUAAAUCAUGAAUUGCACAAUAUAUUUUCCUUCUUGAGAAAACUGCUGCUUUUCUC
Molecule: messenger RNA, 3517 nt
Organism: Cololabis saira (Pacific saury)
Lineage: Eukaryota; Metazoa; Chordata; Actinopteri; Beloniformes; Belonidae
Gene: arsg
Product: arylsulfatase G
Exons: 13
Coding region: 816-2420 (534 amino acids)
Molecular function (GO): arylsulfatase activity
Source: RefSeq, a predicted model, not a curated record